UUAGUUUUGAGUGAUAAAGAAUAACCAAUCAAAUCACUCUUCAUCUCAACUAUCCUGAAUCUCUAAAUUCAAACUUCCAGAACAGCGGUUCCCAUCAUAGGGGGCCACAAUGCUAGGCGAAAAGCUGAUUUGACAUUUCAUUUUAUAAGAAAACUCCUAGUUUCCUAGUCUUUCCUAGUUUCAUUGCUUGAUAAGGUUUUUUCGCUGGGUGUUUUCACUUUGUUGAGGUUGAUAUUGUUUGAACAUAUUGGGAUUUGGAAUCUACCACUAUAAAUACCAUUGGAAUAAUAAACAUGGGCGCCAUGAGUGCUAAAAGCCCCCGGAAGCGGGCCACGAUCCAAAAAAUGGUUGGGAACCACUGUUCUAGAACUUCUAUAUCGUGUUCUUCAUUGAAAAUAGUAGGCCUAUAUGAUUUAAAAUCUGUGAUAUACUUCGAUUUGCACUUCUCUAAAUUUCAUGUGUAAUAAUUUUUCAGAUUUACCGUAAGAAUGAAUUUUUCAGAGCUAUUCAAGCAAUCUAAUUUUUUAUGUAAGUUUUCUCCUGAUGGAAAAUACAUUGCGACUUGUGUCUCUUACAAACUAAUAAUAAGAGAUGUCGAAACUCUGCAAAUUUUGCGACUUUAUACAUGCAUGGAUGUUAUUCAACAAAUCGGUUGGUCAUCUGACUCUGCAUUCCUGCUCUGUGCUAUGUUUAAACGUGGCAUUGUUCAAGUGUGGUCUAUUGAACAGCCAGAUUGGACUUGCAAAGUUGAUGAGGGGUCGGCAGGUCUUAUUAGAGCUCAGUGGAGCCCUGACGGACGUCAUAUUCUCACCACAGCAAGUUUUAAUCUACGAAUCACAGUUUGGUCGCUUGUGAACAAGUCUGUAUCUUAUAUACGAUAUGUAAAGAAUUCAAAAGAUUGUUUAAGCUUCUCAAAGGAUGGAAAAUACCUCGCUCUCGGUGAAACUCGAAAAUGCAAAGACUAUGUUAGCAUUUUUGCAGUCGACUCGUGGCAAAUGGUGAAAAUUUUCGAGUCUGACACAGAAGACAUGGCUUCGUUAGAGUGGUCACCAGAUGGCAGGGUUCUCUGCGUUGCGGAUAACAUGCUUUGGUAUAAAGUUUUGAUCUAUACGAUGGACGGCCGUUGCUUAGCAACAUAUAAAGCAUACGAAUGGGCAUUAGGAAUUAAAAAAAUGUCGUGGUCUCCAACAAGCCAGUUUCUCGCUGUGGGGAGUUACGAUCAAAAAGUUCGCCUAUUGAAUCAUAUAACAUGGAAAUCAAUUUCAGAGUUUACACACACUUCGACAAUCCAAGGCGGAAAUGUCGUAGUUUAUAGAGAAGUCGAACAGCGACCGACUCUUCCCACGAAGGAAGAAGAAGGCUCGAACAUGAUGCCGUCGUUAUUCAGCACACAAAGUAGAUACGAAUUUUGCGAACACCCCGUUGAUCUCCCUUUCAUGCCCCCAAACCCAGAUAAGCCAAACCCCAAAAUCGGGGCUGGUUGGAUGGAAUUCAGUCCUGAUAACAAAUAUCUGGCGACUGUGGAUGACAGUAUGAAAACUUGCGUCUUUAUAUGGAGCAUGCAAAAACUAUGUUUGUACGUCGUUUUACGGCAAACUUCGCAAAUCAAGUCGUUAAAAUGGGAUCCAAAGACUUGUCGUUUGGCAGUGGCUACAGGAAAUGAUAAAAUAUAUCUUUGGUCCCCAUCUGGGUCUGUUUCAGUCCAGGUACCCGUCGGGGCAACGUUCCAUACCCAUUCUAUGGUCUGGCACCCAAAAGGCGGCUCGUUAGUGCUUUUAAGUAAGGAUCAAAUGUGCGUGUGCUAUUUAGAGUCGCAAGCAACUACGAGUUAACAUUUUACGAUGAAUCUGCAUAACUCUUGGCUUUCCAGCAGUUGCCCAUAACUUUGCUCAGAGAUGAGGCUUCUUCACUUUCAAGUGUGUGGCAUUGAUUUAAGCAAUUCUAAAAGAACUGGAAUAGUGGGAUCAUAUUUAUACAUUACUGAAGAGAAUGGGGUAGAAUUCACUUAUAAAUCGGCUGUGUAAUCUUUUUUUUAUGCAUUAUUAGUUACUUAUAACUUUUUCUUACCACUGUACGUGUUUUACCAAAUAUGAUAUGAAUGAUUUUUGGGAAAUUCGUUCUUUGGACAUAUUUACUAAAGUUCUUCCAUAAAUAGAUUCAGAAAAAUGAGCGCAUGUUCACUAAACGACCUAAGUACUUCUAUUUGGCGUGGCACAACCACUUCCUAACCCCCACCUGGUCUGUCAUUCAAAGAUUACGUCACUACGACCUCAUAAUCACGUCAGUCCGAAAUGACACUAACACCAGCGAUCUUUUUCAUAUGGGGAUCAUUAGGACGAAAAAGCGAGAGGAAUAGCUUGCUCGAUUUUGGGUGAUCGUCUGCACUUCUUGGAUGACAGUUAGUAUAAUUUGGAAGACCUUAUUACAAUACCGUGAUGUCAUUUUUGAAUGGCGUAGUCAAGUGGGGUUAGGAACAACAUAUGCAAAAAUGGUUGUGCCACGCCAACUAGAAGUACCCACGUUGUGUUGUGAACAUGGCCAGAAAAAUGUACUUCUCUGAAAGACUGUGGUCAAAAAUAUCAAUCUCAGUGAGCACAGCCUGGCAGCGUUAUCACGUUUUAAAAUAUUUUGUUUGCUGAUCUUUGUUGUUUUUGUAGAUUUGUCCUUGUACUUUAUUAAACUGUUAUUUUUGUAUUUAUUAUAGUUCUAUUACACUUGGAAACAAAGCCUGAAUUAAAAGCAUUGAGGGAAACAG
Molecule: messenger RNA, 2755 nt
Organism: Styela clava
Lineage: Eukaryota; Metazoa; Chordata; Ascidiacea; Stolidobranchia; Styelidae
Source: RefSeq, a predicted model, not a curated record